Molecule: messenger RNA, 381 nt
Organism: Entrophospora sp. SA101
Lineage: Eukaryota; Fungi; Glomeromycota; Glomeromycetes; Entrophosporales; Entrophosporaceae
Source: the annotation of a GenBank genome assembly
AUGACCCAAUUACAAAUUAAAGCCUUUAUCACUGAUAUUGAAUCGAAAGUAGAUAAAAAUGUCAAUCCCUUUUACAAAAUAACUCUGCAAGGCACUUCUGAUUACUUUUAUGCUUUCAGUAAUAGUCUUCCUCAGGAAACUCUAAGCACUUUAACUAAUGACCCUUUUAAUUUCAUCAAUCGUCAAGUGCUAAUUACUUAUCAAGAACUGCCCAAUAAAGAUCAGCAAGGAACUUUUCGCAGAAUCAAGCAAAUUGAAAUUUUACAAACUAUGUCAAAAAAAUUACAAAAACAAAUCACCUCUAAACUAGACCAAUUACAAAAACUACUCAAUAAAAUUAACGAAGCCCAAGUCAUUAACUCGGAUGACCCAGAAACCUGA